Messenger RNA from Physella acuta, 2370 nucleotides. RefSeq lists its product as uncharacterized. The record is from RefSeq and is a predicted model, not a curated record. NCBI's taxonomy places the organism in Eukaryota, Metazoa, Mollusca, Gastropoda, Physidae.
CCAGCUGCAACAAUAUGGCCGCGCCCGUGAAUAAAUGGGGUUUCGACCUUAGUACUUUAUAACUUUACCCUUCUUUUUUUACAACUUAAGCCCUACAGAACGAAAAUUGCAUUGUGUGACUUUAUGUUUAGUUUAAAUUAUUAAUUGGUACCCUGUGUGAGAUUUGUUAAAGUAUCAUGUCUAGUUUGAGAGGAGUUGUGUGUCUAGGAUCUAAUAGGAAGCUACAAGUUUUAUUCUAUGGCAGACCAUUUUCAUUACCCAGCCUGUUGCAUAGCUCUUCUAAGAGCAAACUUAUUAUUCCAAGGGUGUCCAGUGUGUUAACUCUAGAUGAUUCCUUGACGCUCCAAUCAUUUAACUCUUUUGCUACCAGUACAAAACAUGAGUUUAGUGUGGUGACAAAAAAGUCAAAUGUAGACAGAACCCAAGUUGAUAAAAAGAAAUCUGAAUCCAAUCCAGUGGAUCAGCCUCAAGAGAAUGCAGGAGUGUUAUCUGGUGCAGGUGUUGACACAGAGGAUUUCUCUGUUAUCUUGAAAGCAGUUAAAGACACAGUGGCUAGGAAUUUUAUACCUCAGUGUCAAAAGCUGUUAAGUGAUUGGAGUAAAGCAGUUAAAGAACAAAAAGUCAAGGGUCAGGCAGUUAACCUGAAUGAGAUAGUGUCAAAAGAUGUGAGUUUGGUCACAGAGUAUGCCCUGACUCCAUCAGCUCCUUCCUUCCUGCGCAACCAGCUGCUGUCUGUAUUGCUGUCACAAGACACAGACUCUAGCCAGGCAGAACUUGUUUUAAACAACACGCUCUCAAACGCUAUGGUUUUGCCUGUUGGCGUUGUGGCUGAUAUAGUUCUUACAUUGUCAACAUCAGCUGCAACUCCAUUAAGAAAAGAAGUGCGUGAGAAGCUCUUGACCAGCAUUGUCAACAAGAGGUGGUACGAGAUCCCAGCCAAGCAUGCCGUUUUCUUUCUCUACCAGCUGGAUGAGGUUUUUGAUAUGAAAAGGUUAUCACAGGAGUUCCAGGCAAGGAACCGCGUAAAGAAAUUUAAUGAUAAAGACGCAUUUGAUCGUCUGUCCACUGAGAUUGGCCAGGAUCAAGAGGCUGACCAGCACGACCAGAGCUUGUACACACCAGACAGCUUGCCUGUGUUAAGCAUCAAUUUGGAGUCUAGAGUGUUGGAGCUGGCUGAUGAAAUGAAGGUCAAAGAUCUAGCUAGGGUCUUAACUGUUUUAGCCAAAUGGCGAAAUAGAAAUGAGACUCUCCUUAAUGCUGUGAUCCAUCGACUUAGCUUGGCAGAUAUAACAGAUUUUAAUUUUAUCCAAGCUAGUAAUUUAUUAUUUUCAUGUUCCGUGCUGAAUAUUAGAACUAGCAAUUUUCUCCUCAAACUGACUGACCACAUUUCUCAGCUUGACAUCCUGUCGCCAUCUCUAGCCUCUAGUGUUUUAGUGUCACUGUCACAUUUACAUUGGAAGGAUGAUAAACUACUCUCCAAGUGUCAACAAUAUUUAGCCAACAACAUUGAAGCCUUGUCAGUAGCAGAAGCUGCUAAUACUUUGAUGUCCUUGGCGCAUUUAUCAGCUGUGCCAUCUAGUGAGGAAGAAAAUAGUUUUAUCAAAGAUUUGACAAGAAAAGCCCUGGGUGCAGCACUGUCUCCCAGUGAGAGGGUCAAGUGUGUCUGGAGCCUGGCUGUCCUCAACUUGCUGGACGCUCAGCUGGCAGAGGAGGUGUUAGACCCAAACUUCACCCAGCAACUCUUAGAUGCUGGUACAUUUAAAAAAGUCACAAACAUAAAAAAGUUGAGAAUUAUAAACUUAGCUGCCCAGUAUGAAGUAAAAAAUUACAAGGGACCUGUAUUGUCACCCAAAGUUCUUAGUUCUACAGAGGCAUCAACACUGUGUGAUGAUCAGACUCUGGUCAAGACAUUUGGGAAAGCUUUAAGCAAGUUUGCCAACAUCAAAACAUAUGCACAGCUGGCUCAGACAAUACAGGCUGGACUUCAAGCAGAUGCCGUGAUGCAGGCCAACACCAGUGGAGAUGUCCAGCCACUGGACAGACCAGAGAGUAACACAGAAAACACUUUCAGGCUUGUCAUACAGUUGAUCCCAUUCACUGGUGUCAUUAGCCCUCAGCAAAUACCAACAGGUGAUUAUCAAGUGAUCACCAGAGUUUUUCAACAUUUAGGUUAUGUACCUGUUCAUGUUUUUUACUCUGACCUGAAGCCUUCUCUGAGUGUGGUGGAGCACAUUACCAACAUGAGAGCCAGGAUAAAGGAGUGUGUCAAGGCCAGCAGAUAGAGAUGACAUCGCCCACAAGUUUUCUUUUGUCCAACAAGUUUUUGUAUCUCUGUACUUCUUCAUCUGAUAUAAAUGGUUUUAAAUACUU